AUGGCCUCUCUAGGUAACCCAAAAAGUUGGGUUCCAUACAUGAACAGCAAAGACUGCUCUCAAGGGCUUUGUAGCUUGUAUUGUCCACAGUGGUGUUAUGUAAUCUACCCUCCUCCUCCUCCCUUUGAAUUUCCCGAGGAUGAUUCAAGUCCCAAUUUCUCACCUCUAGUUAUUGCUGUCAUUGGAGUCUUGGCCAGUGCUUUUCUUCUUGUGACUUACUAUACCUUAAUAUCCAAGUACUGUGGUAACAGAGAAUCUUCCCAAAGCGAAGACAACGAAGAAAACGUUGAAUUGGAAGAGGAUCACAACCCUUCACUCCACGAGCCGUGGCAUGCUCCAACCAUUGGGUUAGAUGAGGCUCUGAUCAAGUCCAUAACAGUUUGUAAGUACAAGAAAGGUGAUGGGUUGGUGGAGGUCACAGAUUGCCCCGUUUGUCUCAGCGAGUUUGACGAUGAUGAAAGUAUUAGACUCUUACCUAAAUGCAGCCAUGCUUUUCAUCUCCCUUGCAUUGAUACGUGGCUCAAAUCUCACUCUAGUUGCCCUCUAUGUCGUGCUAGCAUAUUCACUUUCAAUGCUGCAUCACUUUAUGUGGCUACCCCAGUCGCAGAAUUGGGCAGUGAAACUUCAGAAAACCAACAUGCAGAUGUAAAUGAUGUUGUUACUACAAGGGACAGUGAUGUGGACGCUGUGGAAGGAGAAGUCACACAUGGUGGAGCAGUUCCAAAGACAGCAUUGCGUGCUUUGAGUGAUCUAGGAAAUUUGAGGGGAAGGCAUAGUGUAAUCGAGAUUAGAGAUGAAGACUAUGAUUCCAUUAGAAGGACAGUUUCUAUGGACCAUUCAUUUCAAAGGGGUAGUGGUCUUUCAGUGGCUGAUGUCCUCCAUGUGAAUCAAGAGCAUGAAGGAUGUUCUAAUGGGGCUGGUCCUUCUAAGGGAUUAAGAAGUGAAAGUAGCAAGUCUAGCUAUAGAAGAAGGGUUUUGCAUUGUGUUUUGAGUCCAAUUGCAAUGAAGAGAUCAUUUUCUAGUGGAAGAUUCUCCCUUAGCAGAAAUGACAGAGGAAGGCAAUGGGUUCUGCCAGUCUGA
Molecule: messenger RNA, 1080 nt
Organism: Sphenostylis stenocarpa
Lineage: Eukaryota; Viridiplantae; Streptophyta; Magnoliopsida; Fabales; Fabaceae
Source: the annotation of a GenBank genome assembly